AAUAGCAGCGAAUGCGAUAGCAUACACAAUAUUGAACGAAGCGCCAAAAAAGAAGAAAAACCUUUUCACCGCAAUUGUGUGUUGAGAGAGAUACGUUUUUUUGUUGAGAAGACUGAAAGUCGUGUUUGUUCGUUCGUUCGUUUUUUUUCCUUCUCCCGAUUGUUUGGCUGUUUCAAUCAAAUUUCGGUAUUCGUGUUUUUUGAAUUGAGAGGAAAAAAACGAGAUUUUCAGUAUCAAUUGCGUGAGAGGCAUUGAGUGUAUGUGCGAGUGUAUGAGAGUGUGAAGAGAGAAAGUGUCAGCACAUUUUUGCGGGGGGUGAACAUUAGCAGCUGCUGAAAAAUAAUAAUUAAUAGUUGUGUACCACAGCGUGAUAUAGUAUUUAAUGAAUUAAUAACAUGGUCCAUCAUUCGAUCGAAUUUCUUAUUCAUAUGUAAACGUUGAUUUCGACUCACUUUUUCCUCGGGAAUCAAACACAUCACGCAUUUGAAAAUACAUUUAUAUUCCAGAAAAUAAAAAAGGUGAAUUUCCAGCCAAAAACUCGAUUCGAUAAAUGAUGGGCACUGUGCCAAAUCGAAUGGCAUAUGUGAACAGAUUGUAAAUUUUAAGUGGGUUUUUUAGGCUUUAUUUUAACACAAAGAAGAGACGAAAAUCCAGUAUAAACGCAAGUAAAUAAUCUAAGGAUGGAACGAGAGCGGAAAAAUACUGUUACCGAAAUCAGUUAUAUUCUUCAACAAGAGGAAGGGACGACUGAGAAAACGGACAGUUUAUCAUCGUUGCCGCAAGCAUUAUUCAACUACAUAAAUUCGAUAGUUGGAUCGGGAAUAAUUGGCAUUCCAUACGCGUUACAUCGCGCUGGCUUCGGAUUGGGUCUUCUAUUAUUGAUGGUGGUUGCCGUAAUCACUGACUACUCGCUGAUAUUAAUGGUGCGAUGUGGGCACAUAAGUGGGCGCUUCAGUUAUCCCGGCAUUAUGGAAGCAGCGUAUGGAAAGUGGGGAUACUAUUUGUUGUCCGUAUUACAAUUUAUGUAUCCAAUGUUAGCAAUGAUAUCGUACAAUGUGGUGGUCGGUGAUACAUUGUCAAAAGUGUUGAUCCGCUUUCUACCGGCGUGGGAUAUUGGAUCAAUGGGCACCGUACGAUUUUUAGUUGUUUUUGUCGUAACCGUUUGUGUUGUCAUACCACUUUGUCUGUAUAAGAAUGUAUCUCGUUUGGCAAGAGCAUCGUUUUUAUCGUUGGCCUGUGUUGUUUUCAUUCUAUUUGCUGUUAUUCUAAAAUUUAUCUCUGGAGACUAUGACGUUGUCCCAAGCGUGGAUAGUUCUUGGAGAUUUGCAAACAUAGAUGUGAUUCCAGCAAUUGGUCUUAUGGCUUUUGCAUUCAUGUGCCAUCACAAUACAUUUCUGGUGUAUCAGUCUAUACGGGGAGCCACCCUAGAACGAUGGGAAAAAGUGACACAUAUCUCGAUUGCGUUUGCAUGGGCUGUAGCUGCAUUGUUUGGCAUCACUGGUUACGCAACAUUUAAAGCUUUAUCACAAGGUGAUUUGUUGGAAAACUAUUGCUGGGAUGAUGAUUUGAUGAAUUUUGCUCGUGUACUAUUUUCGGUGUCGAUUCUGCUAACAUUCCCCAUUGAAUGCUUCGUUUCGCGUGAGAUUGUAAAAAAUCAGAUCCAUCGAUAUCAGUCGUCAACUCCAGUCGAUUCGUAUGAAAAGGAUUCCGACCCAACACACGCAUUGGGCGAAGACAAUGAUGUGCUAUCCACCCGAAUAACAUUGGCCAUUGUUUUGACAGCUUUUCUCAUCUCACCAAUGACGGAGUGCUUAGGGCCCGUGCUGGAGCUUAAUGGACUUUUGGCAGCGAUACCGUUGGCUUAUGUGCUCCCAGGCCUUGCUUACAUCCAAAUGGAAUCACAUUCGUUGUUUAGCCGCGAGAAAUUGCCGGCGGUUGGUUUGGUUGCGUUUGGUACAAUUGUCACAAUUCUUGGUUCAGCUUCGCUUCUGGUGCCAAGCCUUACGGGUGAUUGCAAAUCAAAUAUCGUGCUGGACUAUUGCAAAAAUUAUGGAUCUUAAAAAUGAUAGCGAAUGAUGUGAACAUUUGGCGUCAAUAUUUGAACAAAAUCAAUGAAAACUCACAGAACAACUAAACAUUUUUGACCAUUCUUGUACAGAAUUCUUUGACCAAUGAAACGGAACACACACAUACCCAAAACAUCGACGUAUCAAUCUAUCAGAUGUAUUUCUUCUCUGGUAAAGGCCAGAGGUAUAACUCUCAUUCAUCACUCAACUAAGAUACUGAAUCAUUUAUAGAAUCAAGACGGAGCAAAUUGACAUCACACAGUGUAGGUCAAUAGAUUACAAUUAAGUGUAAAAACUGAACAAGAACUUAUAGCUAAUAUUCAAUUUGGAUUUUAAUACAAGCUGUAUAGCCUGUCCUAAGGAUUAGUCAUGGCUAGUCCAUCGAUGAAUAUAAACCGUUGAAAAUAUACUCGAUUGUUUGACUAUGAACUAAACUGUGUCGUGAUAGCUUGCUCUUUAUGUAGGACAAAGCAAGUGAAAUUGCCGGAAAUAUGCACUACAAAUGUUGCAUACGAAUAACUGGACCACAUUUAAAUACUUAAAAAAUUAUCCAAUUUAAGCGAUAUAUCAAGAGAACCAGUUCCAAUAAGUUGCAUUUAUUUUUCGGAUUCAUAUCAAACAACUAGCAAGUAGUGACUUGUAUACCUGUGCCAAGGAUUUUUGUUGGCAAACAAAUCAAAAAGCUUUCAAACAUUUUCCUUUGGAAAACCAAAUACACAGUACAUAUUUACCGGACAUAUGUCAUCGGAGAGAAAGAGGAAGACACAGAGAGAGCGGAUAUCACAAACGAGAAACGCCAAAACCAAAAACGGAUUAUAGAACUUUUUAUUUUCGCUGCGGUUUCUCCGUCAGGACAAUGCUAUCCUAAUUUCAAAUCAAAAAACGUAUCGCUUUAUACAAAUUUUAAAUAAACUUUGAACUCAUAAAAUAUUAUCAUCACAAAUCUCGAAGGAAGGGUAUGUUACAUACUUUGCAAGAAUUAGAAUCGAAUUUGGAACCAAUUUCCGUUCCGAGCAAUUCGUGAUCCCGCUUACAUUUUUAGCCAAAAACAAACAAACAAACCAGAAAAAAACAAACAUUUAGAUAAAAGCUAUAACUAUUUAGAGUCAAACCCUUAGGGUAAAUCCUAGUUGUAUGUGUGGCAUUGGGUAAUGAAGACUAGAAAAUGUUGUUCUCCUUUGAAAUGAACCGUUUUCUUGACGUAUCAUUCGCCAACUAUAUUCGAUGAUUCCCACAAUUUUUUGUGGUGGUGGUGAUGGACAAUGGCCGAGUCGUACAAUGAAUACUAUGUCGACAAAAUGUCCUUUGAAAUAUUGGCAAAUCAUUCAACUUCAUCUGCAUCGUCAACAAAGACUGCGUCGUUUCACAACCCAUUUCGUUUUCAAUGACUGCCUCCAUGGAAACGAUUUCGAGUGUCUAGGAUACAAUUUUCUGUUGCUCAAAGUUCGAAGCUACACAAAUUCUAGUAAAUUCAAGAGAGGACAAAAAUGAUCGAUUCACCACAACAAAAAAAAGAGUACAAAAAUAACUGAACAUAUAUUUUUGUGUGAAUUAGGGCUACAAGGCUACUACAUAUAUUUAUUUACCGUGUAAUGUAAUGAAAGAAAUAUAUUUAAACAAAAAUGUUUAAAUGAAUUUAGACAAAUUUAUGAAAUGUUACAAAUGCAAAUCUCAUUGGAUGUGAUGUAUAAAUUGAAACGGAACAAUGUUUCAUUAGACUCUUUUUUUCAUUUCCAAAUUUUUGUUAUUAAGCUUAUGUAUGGAUAGUCCUUUUGCCUUUUUUGAAAAAAGAGAAGACAAUUUUUUAAAAAAUAUUUUAUAUAAUUUCAAUGUAUCGUAACAGAAAGUACCAGAUAUUCAAAUGAUCUACCCUUGGUUGCCACAAUCUUUGGGUCGAAUUAAUACAUUUCGUUUACAAAAUACCAAUGAUAUAUCCAGCGACGUAUCCAGAGAUGAAUUUCAGGGGGACUUUUCGAUUGAUCUAAUUUUCAAGGGGAAGGCGAAAUUUUCUUUUCCAGAGUUGGAAAACGCUUUGAGAGCCAAUAUCUGCUAAAGAUUUGAAGAGAUCAUUAAUGCAGGGGUUUUGUGCGUUCUCAAAACAUAUUCGGCCAGUACUUGACGGUGUGAACAAAUAGAUAUAUAUUAAGUGUUCGUAAAAAAUCUCACCAAUGAUUUGCGAAUAUCGAACUACUUUUACAAAAAAAACGGUUAAACAUAAACUUUAUGUAUAAAAUGUAAUCAAAAUUUUAUGAAUCCUUAAGGCAAAUGGAGCCACAAUAAUAUAUUUUGCGAAAGUUGUUAACGGGCCGCGCGCGAAGCGAGCGGAAAUUUUCUUGAUAACUUGUAACCUUGAAUGCAAUUUUUCUUCAAUCUAUAAUAUUUUUUCCCUUUCCAGAUUUCGGGGGGGGGGGGGGGGGUUGAACCUCCAAAUCUCCCCCUGGAUACGCCACUGGAUAUAUCAUCGUAAACCUAUUUGAAAUUCUUUCCAAAUUCGAAUAUACUAAAAUGCAUCUUAAAUACUUACACCGCUCAAUUGGCCAUCAUUUUAUUUGACCAUAAAUAUUUACAACACAUUUUAUCGUAUAAAAUUAACCCAACUUCCAGUCUAAUUUGAAAACCAAUUUUAAAGAAAAAAAAACCAUGAAUUUAUAUAGUAUUUACGAUGAGAUCGCUCCCGCCGACAGAAAUACAAAAGACCAAUCACAAAUCUUAAGCCAAAUCUAUCAAAUAACUUUUACUGUUUUUAACAGCUUUCUUCUUGGCUUACUUGGCUUAUUCUCUUUCAUGACAAUCCAUUCAGGCUCCAUUCUUCGUUUUUUCUGAAUCAAUUUAUCGAGCAUUGACAAUGAUAACAACAGUAAAUCGGAUGACUUUAGUUUUUUUUUGCUUCUUCAAACAAUCAAACAUGAAUAACAUCAGAGAAGGGUACUUAUUUUCAAUCAAUUUUAACAGUUAUUUAUCAUUUACACAUGUAUUGUAUAUCAUAGAACAAACGAUCAAAAUUGUUAAAAUUAGAUAUAACCAUAUUUUAAUAAAGGUAUCUAUGCAAAUAACAA
This is a messenger RNA of Sitodiplosis mosellana (orange wheat blossom midge), 5122 nucleotides long. RefSeq names its product putative sodium-coupled neutral amino acid transporter 11. The transcript has 11 exons. Gene Ontology annotation, molecular function: amino acid transmembrane transporter activity. The record is from RefSeq and is a predicted model, not a curated record. Lineage: Eukaryota; Metazoa; Arthropoda; Insecta; Diptera; Cecidomyiidae. Gene Ontology annotation, biological process: amino acid transmembrane transport. Bases 681 to 2060 code for a protein of 459 amino acids.